Zygotorulaspora mrakii is the source of this 357-nucleotide messenger RNA. RefSeq names its product F1F0 ATP synthase subunit h (gene ATP14). Bases 1 to 357 code for a protein of 118 amino acids. Gene Ontology annotation, biological process: proton motive force-driven ATP synthesis. Lineage: Eukaryota; Fungi; Ascomycota; Saccharomycetes; Saccharomycetales; Saccharomycetaceae. The record is from RefSeq and is a predicted model, not a curated record. The transcript has a single exon.
AUGUUCCAAGUCGCUUUCAGAAGAACCUCUUCGUUGUUACAAAGAUCGAACGUCCGCCUGCUAUCGUCGAGCCCCGCCAGACGCAACGUCGUCCAGGAACUGUACUUGAGAGAGCUCAAGAAUGUCAAGCUGAGUCCAAUCACUGCUAAGGAUGCAGAGGGGAGUGUCAAGCCAUGGAGUGAGCCGGUAAAGCCAAGCAUCCCUGACGUCGAGGCACAGGGCAACGAUGCGUUGAAGGCGUAUCAAGACGAGCUGGUGGAGACCAAGGGCAGCGAGGCAGGCGCAUCGGAAGACGGCAAUAUCGAGGACGACUGGCUUGUCCUGGACGACGUCGAAGAAGAGUCGCACUCGCACUGA